Aethina tumida (small hive beetle) is the source of this 3339-nucleotide messenger RNA. RefSeq names its product RNA-binding protein 5. Lineage: Eukaryota; Metazoa; Arthropoda; Insecta; Coleoptera; Nitidulidae. Bases 355 to 3021 code for a protein of 888 amino acids. Gene Ontology annotation, molecular function: RNA binding. The record is from RefSeq and is a predicted model, not a curated record. The transcript is spliced from 9 exons. Gene Ontology annotation, cellular component: nucleus. Gene Ontology annotation, biological process: mRNA splicing, via spliceosome.
ACGAACAGCCGUUUUCCACAAUCAGAUACCGGUCACACAAACAGGCUACAUCUGACAUGCGCGCAAUCAACUACCAAUUUUAGUAAUAGCUCGAUUGUCAGUGUUAUGCAGUGAACAAAGAUUUUUUUACUAAAAAGCCCCGUACGCACGUUUAUAAAUAUUAGUUAAAACGGAAACGGGUCCCUUAAUCAAGUCGCCAAUUGACUGCUUCAGUGAAACCAAUGCAAACGUCCUGCGUAUCGUCGAUAAGUGAUUUUAUAUGAGUGUGACGCCAUAUUUCGACGAAAUACAACAAAUUGUGUGUCGUUCGAUAUUUUCAUGACGAAUUCACAAGGUUUGUAGUCAGGAAACACGAUGGACAAGCUGAGGGAUUAUUCGCCGCGGGGCCGAAGCAUGAGCAUCUCCCCGGACUACCAAAGAGACUCGCCGAAUUAUCGUUACAAAAGCAGAUCGGCGUCGAGAUCGCCACCGCAUUAUAGGAGGCAUCAUAAGAAAUCCUAUCACGACAGAGAGGACAGGCCGAGGAACGGCAGCGACUACGACAGCGACCGCGAAUACAGACGGGAACGUGAACAGUCGUGGGACAACGACAGAUCGAGCCGGUCCCGCAGUCCGAGCGAUUACGGCCGCGACCGGGAACGCGGCCGUUACCAUCGGCGGCGCGAGGACCGGGACCACCAUCGUAGACGUAGAUCUCGCAGCGGUUCACGCUGGGAACGUAAAUCGGAAGACCGGAAACUGCGUGACCGCGACAGAUAUAGGGACGAUGAUAGAGACAGUGAUAGUGAAAGAAGUCCGAAUGGCGCUAUCAUUGGGGCUAGCGGUUCCGAAAUUAUCGGGUACAAGAGCCAGCCGCCCAACAACACUAUCAUGAUCAGGGGACUGGCCCAGCAUAUCACCGAGAACGAUAUAAGACAGAACAUCAUACAAUGUGGACUGAUGCCAAAGGAUAUCAGGCUGAUCCGCAAAAAAGACACAGGUGCGUCACGUGGUUUCGCCUUUGUCGAGUUUGGAUCGCUUGGUGAGGCCAUACGAUGGAUGGACAUGAAACAGGGCGUGCUUAUGCUGCAAGAUCAGUACCGUGCCAUUAUGCAGUACAGCAUCCCGAAGGAUGGGCCGACGUCGGAGAAACCUGCAAUGCAUAAGGCUUCAGCUGACUGGUUUUGUAUAAAGUGUGGGGCCCAAAAUUUCAAGAGAAGAGACAACUGCUUCAAGUGUCAUGCCUCAAGAAUGGAAAGUGAAGAAGGUGGUAGUGGAAGUGAUGAAAUUUGUACAUAUGCUACAAAAACAAUAAUGAUGAGGAACUUGGACGCCUUAACAACGGAGGAUUCUGUGAUGACAGUACUUAAUUCUGUGAUACCCGAACUGGUGAAGCAAGUGUCAGCCGUGUGCAUCGGACGCGAUCCGCUGACCUCCACAUCCCGAGGGAUCUGCUACUUGGGUACCGAAAGCACAAUCGACGCUCUGGCUAUCUACGGAGCACUUAACGGUCUUCCCCAUCCUCUCACAAUCGACGGUAAAACUGUAAUUUUGUCUUAUUGUAAAUACAACAUGGGCGACACCAAGAAAGCUUACUCGCAAGUCGACAGCGCAGCUUUCCCCAACGCCUCCGUGCCCAGCACCUACGCAAUGACAGACGUCGAGAGUUUGGCCGAAUACGCCGCCAGACGCUACGCCAAAACGCCGCAGGAGUACAUGUCCUAUAUAGAGUACUACCGCAGCUAUUUCACGCAACAGAUCAGCGCCGGGCAUACCAUCACUUUGCACCAAGAAAACCAGAUGGAUGCCGCCAACGCAGCUGCGGCGGUAGCACAGUCGGCGAUCCAGCAGAUGAACGCCAACAAGACGUUCUUCGACACGACACACAUGGCCAUUCCCAGCGGUACCGAUGGGAAACGUUAUCCAGUACCUGAUGUGUCCAAGUACACGUACGACAAGCAAACUGGUUACCAGUACGAUCCAUCCACCGGUCUGUAUUACGACCCCAAUUCUAACUAUUACUGGAACAGCGUAAUACAGAAAUAUUUGUACUGGGAUCAGGAGAAAAUGACGUACGUCUUGGCCCCUACCUACGACAAUUACGCCAAUUGCACGGUCACCUCGUCGACCGUACAAUCAAACAAUGAAAACUCUCAGGAACCAGAUUGUAAGAAACCUAAAAUAGAGAAACACGAUAAAGUUAAGGUGGCGAAAAAGAUCGCCAAGGACAUGGAGAGAUGGGCAAAGACACUUAAUCAGAAGAAGGAAACUUCUACUGCUAGAAAUUAUGUGGACAACUCGAUAGCCAGUAGCAGUGCUUCAGCGGACAUCGGAUUCGCAGUGUUGGAAAAGAAGAAUGCCCAAAUUUCCAAUCAGAUGCACACGUUCAAAAACGAAUUACCCGAGGACCUCCCGACUCCAUCCACUUCCACACCUUUGGUAGCCGCUUACGGUGGUGAAAGCGAAUCAUCCGCCGACGAAGACGACGAAAGUGAUUACCUAGAUUAUACAAAACUUAUUUGUAACUUAUGUAAACGUCAAUUAGGAUCCGCCGAGGCCUUAAAGAAACACGCCAAACUGUCAUCACUACACAAACAAAACUUGGAAGCUCGCAAGAAGGCUAGGAAGGCCGAAAAGGACAGCGGAAAGGAGAAGAUCGUUUACAGGGACAGAGCCAAGGAGAGACGGAUGAAGUACGGGGACCCGGACGAGCCGCAGCCCAGCAAGUUGAAGGAGAAAUACUUGAAGUCGAAGGAGUUGGAGAUGCCGGUGUCUUCAGCUUCCGUGUCUGAGCCCAUUGGAUCUGAGAACGUAGGAAAUAGGCUUCUGCAAAAGAUGGGAUGGACCGAGGGACAAGGACUAGGCAAACAAAAUCAAGGACGGACUACGAUUAUUCAAGCAGAACAUCAUGGCAGUACAGUGGGCUUGGGAAACAAAACGCCCGGUUAUACAGCUUUAGCAGGAGAAUCGUACAAAGACUGUGUUAAGAAAUUGAUGUAUGCAAGAUACCAAGAGUUGACCGAAAAAGAAAACAAUUCCUAAAUUUCACUAAAAUUUCAUUAUAAUUCUUACACAUUUUAGUGCCAACAAUAGGUUUUCUAUUUCUGUAAAUUUUAUAUGUUAAUUUGGUUAAUUUAUAACGUUAUUAUAUUCUUUUUAGAACUCAAGUCGUUCUUGUACACACAAUUGAUGUAAAUAUUAUGGGUCGUAGCACAACUAAACGAGGACGGAACUUAUCUAGUAGGAUUUAAAACUGUACUUCAAAAGGUGUACGAUUGUUUUCCCAUUGAUUGUAUUACGAAUUUUAUAAUUUUAUAUAUAGUUGAAAUUAUGAAAUAAAAAUUGAGUUCUAAAUACGAA